Molecule: messenger RNA, 1650 nt
Organism: Penicillium chermesinum
Lineage: Eukaryota; Fungi; Ascomycota; Eurotiomycetes; Eurotiales; Aspergillaceae
Product: MFS transporter
Exons: 2
Coding region: 1-1650 (549 amino acids)
Biological process (GO): transmembrane transport
Molecular function (GO): transmembrane transporter activity
Source: RefSeq, a predicted model, not a curated record
AUGGCCGAGUCGGAAGAGCAUGACCCGCGCUCCAGUGCGUCAAGCGCCGAUAUUGAAUCGCACAGCGAAUCCGAUAACAUGACCCACGAGCAGAACGGCGAGUCGCCGCCACUGGAAAAGCAGUCGACCUCAGCAUCCGGCAUCUCAGCAUUCCAACAGCGGACCCAAUCCGUGGUAUCGCGCAUCCGCAGCCGCGAGCCGGGCCAGACUGCUAAAUUCACCCAUCCGCUAUCACAUACCAAGACCAGCACCGAUGUGCUGGUCGAUUUCGACGGUCCAGAUGACCCCUAUCGGCCGCUCAACUGGGGUUUCAAGAAGAAGGCUAUCACGACGGUGCUGUACGGAUUGACGACCAUGGGCGCGACGUGGGCCAGUUCGAUCUAUUCGACCGGCACAAAUCAGAUCUCCCAUGAGUUUGGCGUCUCGACGGAAGUCGGGACGCUGGGGACAGCGCUGUUGCUGUUCGGCCUGGGUCUGGGGCCCUUGGUCUGGGCGCCACUGUCAGAGGUCUAUGGGCGGAAGCCAGCGGUCCUGGCACCGUAUUUUAUCGCGGCCAUUAUGUCCUUCGGUACAGCGACGGCGAAGGAUCUGCAGACGAUUAUGUUGACUCGCUUCUUCUGUGGGUUCUUUGGCUCUGCUCCGGUGACGAACACAGGUGGUGUGUUAAGCGACAUCUGGACGGCGGAGCAGCGUGGUGCUGCCAUCGUGGGAUACGCAAUGGCUGUCGUGGGAGGACCUGUCCUGGGCCCAAUUGUCGGCGGGGCAGUCGUUCAGAGCUAUCUGAGAUGGAGAUGGACAGAAUACCUCACGGGGAUAAUGAUGAUGUUCUUUCUCACCCUGGACCUCCUCUUCAUCGACGAAAGCUACCCACCGGUCCUCCUCGUCUACAAAGCCCGCCGCCUGCGGUUUGAAACAGGCAACUGGGCCCUGCACGCCCGCCACGAAGAAUGGGACGUCACGCUCAAAGAACUGGGCAACAAAUACCUCAUCCGCCCCUUUCAACUCCUCGCCACCCCAAUCUGCUUUCUGGUCGCCCUAUACGCAUCGUUCGUCUACGGCAUCCUAUAUCUCAGUCUGGCUGCCUUCCCAAUCGUCUUCCAACAGGUCCGCGGCUGGAAUCAGCUCGUGGGAGCCCUCCCCUUCCUCGCCUAUCUGGUCGGCAUCCUCUUCGGCGCCGCCCUCAACCUCUUCAACCAGCGCUUCUAUGUCAAGCGCUACCGUGCGAACAACAACCGCCCCGUCCCCGAGGCCCGACUGCCGCCGAUGAUGGUCGGCUCUAUCAUGUUUGCGGCGGGCUUGUUCGUGUUCGGCUGGACGAGCCCCAAGCAUAUCCACUGGAUUGGCCCGAUCAUCGGUGCCGUCAUGAUGGGCUUCGGAUUCUUUACGAUCUUCCAGGCUGCGCUGAAUUACUUGGUCGAUACGUUCCAACAGUUUUCGGCGAGCGCGGUCGCGGCGAAUACGUUUCUGCGGUCGAUGUGCGCGGGCGGCUUUCCACUGUUUACGUCGGCGAUGUUUCAUAAUCUGGGCGUGCCGUGGGCGGCGAGUCUGCUGGGGUUUAUUUCCGUUGCGUUGAUUCCUAUUCCAUAUCUGUUUUAUAUCUUUGGAAGGAGGAUUCGGGCGAGGGGGAAGUGGUCGCGUGCAUCUCUGUGA